CUCCGGGGGAGCCUUGUCUCGCCCCCCUCCCCUCCCUGCGAGGCGCCUCAGGAUGGCGGCAGACGACGACGACGACUGAGAUUGAAGCGUAAACCCGGAUCGAUGUCCCACCACUUCCCAGCCGCCCGCGAGGAAUUCAGGAUCACAUGACCCUGGAUAUGGAUGUCGUCCUCUCGGAUUUUGUCCGCUCAACUGGGGCUGAGCCAGGAUUGGCCAGAGACUUACUGGAAGGGAAAAACUGGGACCUGAGCGCCGCGCUGAGCGAUUUUGAGCAACUGAGGCAGGUUCACGCUGGGGCCCUGCCCCAUUCCUUCAACGAGGGGCGCACUUUUAAGCUUGUGGAGAAGGAGGCGGUGCGUCCCAUGCGUCCACCGCUGCAGCGCCAAGAUGACAUCGUGCAAGAAAAGCGCCUGUCCCGUGGCAUUUCCCACGCCAGCUCCACCAUCGUUUCUUUGGCCCGCUCCCACGUCUCCAGCAACGGCAGCGGCGGCGGCGGCGGCGGAGGCGAGCAUCUGCUGGAGAUGCCCAUUUGCACCUUCCAGCUGCCCGACCUGACCGUGUACCAGGAGGAGUUCCGCAGCUUCAUCGAACGCGAUCUCAUCGAGCAGUCCAUGCUGGUGGCCCUGGAGCAGGCCGGUCGUCUCAACUGGUGGGCCAACGUGGACCCCAGCUGCCAAAGGCUGCUUCCCUUAGCGACGACGGGUGACGGAAAUUGCCUGCUUCAUGCCGCCUCUCUAGGCAUGUGGGGUUUUCACGACCGAGACCUCAUGCUCCGCAAAUCCCUGUACGCGCUCAUGGAUAAAGGCGUGGAGCGGGAAGCCUUGAAGCGGCGCUGGAGGUGGCAGCAGACACAGCAGAACAAAGAGUCCGGCCUAGUUUACACGGAGGAAGAGUGGCAGAAGGAGUGGAACGAACUGAUCAAGCUGGCUUCGAGCGAACCCCGCAUGCACUACGGCACCAACGGCGGGACCUGCGGAGGCGUCGAAGGCUCCGAGGAGCCUGUCUACGAAAGCCUGGAGGAGUUCCACGUUUUCGUCCUCACCCACGUGCUGAAGAGGCCCAUUGUGGUUGUGGCGGACACCAUGCUCCGAGACUCGGGAGGGGAAGCGUUCGCCCCCAUCCCCUUUGGCGGCAUUUAUCUGCCCCUGGAGGUUCCCGCCAGCAAGUGCCACCGCUCCCCGCUGGUCCUGGCCUACGACCAAGCCCACUUCUCUGCCCUGGUAUCCAUGGAGCAGAAGGAGCCCACCAAGGAGCAAGCUGUGAUCCCGUUGACCGACUCCGAACACAAGCUGCUUCCUGUGCACUUUGCCGUGGACCCCGGGAAAGACUGGGAGUGGGGCAAAGACGACGGCGAUAACGUCAGGCUGGCGAGCGUGACGCUCUCGCUGGAAGCCAAGCUGCAUUUGCUGCACAGCUACAUGAUUGUCAAGUGGAUCACGUUGCCUUGCGACAUGCAGGCACCCCUAGCCCAGCCCGAGUCGCCCACCGCCUCCGCAGGGGACGAGGCCCGGUCGGCGGCGGACUCCGGGGAGUCGGAUAAGGAGUCCGUCUGCAGCAGCUCGGCGAGCAACAGCGGCGGCAGCAAGAGCGGCAGCAGCAGCAAGGACAAGGAGAAGGCCAAGAAGGAGCGGGACAAGGACAAGGAGAAGAAGCGGGCCGACUCGGUGGCCAACAAGCUGGGCAGCUUCGGCAAGACGCUGGGCAGCAAGCUGAAGAAGAACAUGGGGGGGCUGAUGCACGGCCGGGCGGUCAAGGGGGGGCUCAGCAACGGGCAAGGGGAGGCGCUGGCUGAGAAGAAGAAGAAGAGCGGCGGCGGCGGCAGCUCCGUCAAGGGCCGGAAGGGCAGCAAGGAGGAGGCGGCGGCGGCUCCCGGGGACUCGGCGGGGGCAGCCGACAAGCCGUGCUCGGGCAAGGCGGCGGCGGCGGCAGAGAAGCCUCCGGAGACCUGCAAGUACGGCAGCGACGUCAAGCUGAGCCUGAGCAUCCUGCGGGCCGCCAUGCAAGGGGAGCGCAAGUUCAUCUUCGCUGGCCAGCUCAAGACCAGCCACCGGCACCAGUACCAGGAGGAGAUGAUCCAGCGAUACCUCUCGGAUGCCGAGGAGCGCUUCUCUGCUGAGCAGAAGCAGAAGGAAGCGGAGAAGGCGGCGGCGGCGGCGGGGCUGGGGAACGGCGGGGCAGGGAAGAAGCCAGACUCGGAGGGCAACCCCCUGAGAGGGGGGGAGGAGGGGCUGCUGAGCCCUGCCUACCCACCGGGCCUCUCGCCGUACGGCCUCCAGAGCCCCAACCUGGCUGCCGUGGGGGCGAAGAUGGCCGGCUUCCCUUCCAGCUACUCGGGGGUCUUCACCAUCCCCCGCCCCUCCAUGAUGAGCGGCGUGGAGAGCGGCCACCCCCCCAGCUACCAAGACAGCCGGCGGCAACUGGCCGGCGGCCCCUGCGCCCCCCUCCCCUCUUACGCCACGCUGCCCAGGCACUGCCCUCAGGGCCGCCCGCACCCGGCCAGCUCCCCGCACCUGGGGGCCCGCUUCUCCCCGGCAGAGGUGGACAUGCCGCCGAGUUACGCGGCCUUGGACUGCGACGGCUCGGCCUGCCCGGUUCUGCCCAGCAACGGGUACCGAGAAUACCCGGAGCCCGGCGGCAGCGGCUCCCCACAGGGGCCCCACGGCGACCGGAGCAGACCGCGGCUGCUCUACGGGGUGCAGCAGACCAAGUGCAAGCAGCCGAGCUGCAGUUUUUACGGGCACCCGGAAACCGGGAACUUCUGCUCCUGCUGUUACAAAGAGGAACUGAGGCGCAAAGAACAGGAGCGGGAGGCCUUGAUACAUCGGUUUUGACCGGCCUCUGGUGUCUGGACCCACGGGAGGUGGGGAAUGCAAUAAUCUUCUCUUGCCCGCCCCAGUUUCCCUGUCUCGUUCAGGAGAAGGGUUGGCCAGUUUCAA
Elgaria multicarinata webbii is the source of this 2936-nucleotide messenger RNA. It is a transcript of the gene OTUD7B, whose product is annotated as OTU deubiquitinase 7B. Gene Ontology annotation, biological process: protein K63-linked deubiquitination; protein K48-linked deubiquitination; protein deubiquitination involved in ubiquitin-dependent protein catabolic process. Gene Ontology annotation, molecular function: K63-linked polyubiquitin modification-dependent protein binding; DNA binding; cysteine-type deubiquitinase activity. The coding region runs from base 147 to 2831 and encodes 894 amino acids. The record is from RefSeq and is a predicted model, not a curated record. Gene Ontology annotation, cellular component: cytoplasm; nucleus. Lineage: Eukaryota; Metazoa; Chordata; Lepidosauria; Squamata; Anguidae. The transcript is spliced from 12 exons.